Talaromyces proteolyticus is the source of this 429-nucleotide messenger RNA. RefSeq lists its product as uncharacterized. Bases 1 to 429 code for a protein of 142 amino acids. Lineage: Eukaryota; Fungi; Ascomycota; Eurotiomycetes; Eurotiales; Trichocomaceae. The record is from RefSeq and is a predicted model, not a curated record. The transcript has a single exon.
AUGGCCGAUUACUCACAGUACGGAGACCCCCCUAAGGAAUGGACAGACUUCCUCGACACUACCGGGCCCCUGCCCCAAACAACCAUUGAGCCAAACCAAACGAUGCAAGAAUUACAACAGAAGACAAAUACACAUCGCGAGGCUUCAGGGUUGUCCGAGAAGAUUCAGUGCGUAGACUACGACAUUCCUACCCGAGACGGUCAAACCAUUCCUGCUCGUGCAUAUCGAGCCAAUGACGCAAAAGACGCGACAGACUCCCACCUUCCUAUAUAUCUAUUCUUCCAUAGAGAUAGGUUCUUAUUUGGUACUCUCUCUUUUGAGGAUGUUGUCUACGCCAGAAUAGUAGUUUCAGUGCCUAUUAUCGCAGUCAAUGUCUGCUAUAGACAUACGCCUCAAUUCAAGCAUUCAACACAAGCGAAUGACGUAUAA